Messenger RNA from Engraulis encrasicolus (European anchovy), 2159 nucleotides. RefSeq names its product Kruppel like factor 2b (gene klf2b). The record is from RefSeq and is a predicted model, not a curated record. Gene Ontology annotation, molecular function: DNA-binding transcription factor activity, RNA polymerase II-specific; RNA polymerase II cis-regulatory region sequence-specific DNA binding. NCBI's taxonomy places the organism in Eukaryota, Metazoa, Chordata, Actinopteri, Clupeiformes, Engraulidae. The transcript is spliced from 3 exons. Gene Ontology annotation, biological process: regulation of transcription by RNA polymerase II. The coding region runs from base 280 to 1485 and encodes 401 amino acids.
GGUUUGCAUGAGCAAGAGGACGCACACUGAUCAGCGCGACUCGAGAGGAACACUUUAUAUACUGGGGCUAAAUUUAGGGCUACCUCCAUCCUGAACGUGUUUCCUCCACUCGCUCAAUUGGUCCAGCAACCCAGCUACAAUAUUUAUAAGGUAGGAGGAUCUCCUGCCGUACAAACUUGUACACUUGAGUGAAUCGCUUUAGUCAGUUCUUAAUACUUGUGGAAAGCAAGUAAAAAGCGAGCAGGGAAAACUUUUACUCAGAAGAAAAACUUUGGACGUAUGGCGAUGGCCUUAUCUGGGACCAUUUUACCAUCAAUAUCAACAUUCGCAAACCAAAAGGACAAGCUUUGGGAACAAAAGUGGAAACAAGAGGACAAACCCAUGUCUUCUAACUGCACUGAUCUCAAUAGUGUACACACCAUGGACAAUUUCCGUGGAAGAAAAGACGACGAGGAUCUAAGCAAGUACUUGGAUCUAGAUUUUAUAUUGGCCAACACGACCGGCGCCGACACCAUCGCUGCGCUCAGCACAGGUACGGACUAUUCCAUGUCAGCCACGGAAUCGUGCAACCUCUACCAAACGGCUCACGGCAUGCCCGCUUUCCAGCCCAACGAUGCCAGCCCACCUCCGCCACCAUACAACAGCAACAGCCUCAUGGCAGAACUUUUGAGAGCAGACGUUGACAGUUACAGCAUGCCUAUCAGCGGCAGCACCUUUCAAGGAAGAUUUCUCAUCAACACAACACCUUUCCCCAGACAGGACUUUCUUGACAACAUCAAAGUCGAGCCCAACAUGGACAGUUGCGGGCCGGUCAUUGGCAUGGUGCCUCAGUCAUGCCACAAAAUCAAACAGGAGGGCAACGUGUCGUGCAUGAUGUCUCUCGAGCAGCCUCGCAUUGCCAUUUCCCCGCGCUCUGCUGCCAACAUGACCCCACCGCUCAGCCCGGAUGACCAUGGGAAUUCCGAGUGCCUGCCUCAGGUGUGCCACGGCAUUUUCCCGCAGACCUACUCGGGCAUUCCACCGUACGCGCACCACCCAGCUCCCCCACCGCACCAGCAGAUGCCUCACGCGUACCGGGGAGCGCAUCAGUUUGGCAUGUUUGAAGACGGUCUCGGGAUUCAGCCGAGCUCGCAGAGAGCCCUGCUUACUCCUCCGUCAUCGCCCCUCGAGCUGCUGGAUGCCAAGCCCAAGAGAGGACGUCGCACCUGGCCAAGGAAACGCACCGCCACGCACACCUGCACCUACGCUGGCUGUGGCAAAACGUACACAAAGAGCUCACACCUCAAAGCCCAUCAUCGUACACAUACAGGAGAAAAGCCAUAUCACUGCAACUGGGAAGGCUGUGGAUGGAAAUUUGCACGUAGUGACGAACUGACUCGCCAUUUUCGCAAGCACACCGGACACCGUCCUUUCCAGUGCCACCUGUGCGAGCGCGCCUUCUCCAGGUCGGAUCACUUGGCGCUGCACAUGAAACGUCACAUGUGAACAAAGGACUGAGACCCCAGUGCUGAAGACCAUGGCUAUUGUUAUGUCAGUUGCCUUACAUUAUUGUGUGUGUUUUUUUAAUUUAAAUUUCGAAGGCAUUUUUUUCUGUUCAUAAAGAUGUAUAAUGUUAUAAUUUUGAAAAACAGAUGUAGCUGGUACUACGAUUCUAAGAGCACGUCAAUGGCUCAUUCUUUUUUUUUAAAGUACAUUGGGGUCAAACCACCAACGUGUAAAGUUGGCUCUCACAUAUUUGUAUUCAACUGGAACAAUGUAUAGCAGUGCCUUUUUAUUUACGAGUACAAACUACUGUAUGAAUGAGGCAAGCCUUUUGACUAGCAAUGUUCUGAGGAAAGAAAAGAAACAAGUAUUUGAAUUGACAACAUGGAUGCAGUGAUAUGACAAUGUUUUGGUUUAGAAACUGCCUUAAAAGUUCAACAAAUCCAGCUUUUUGAGCAUUUGUUGCAAACCAGUUCAGAAGUCAUUAUGGAUUUGGUUUAAAUGUAUUUCUGUUGUAACAUGUUGUAUCAUAUGGUACAAUAACUGUAUUCUCAAGCCCCAGUGUACAAUGCCAUAUCAGGGCUAGAUGUCCUGAGAUUUUUUUAAUGAAAAAUGUAUAUAAAUUUUAUAUUGUAAGUAGGGUAUUUAUUGUAAAUAUUAAACUAAAUUUGAAUAUA